Messenger RNA from Sinocyclocheilus anshuiensis, 2565 nucleotides. RefSeq names its product bifunctional 3'-phosphoadenosine 5'-phosphosulfate synthase 2-like. Gene Ontology annotation, biological process: 3'-phosphoadenosine 5'-phosphosulfate biosynthetic process; sulfate assimilation. Lineage: Eukaryota; Metazoa; Chordata; Actinopteri; Cypriniformes; Cyprinidae. The record is from RefSeq and is a predicted model, not a curated record. The transcript has 12 exons. Gene Ontology annotation, molecular function: sulfate adenylyltransferase (ATP) activity; ATP binding; adenylylsulfate kinase activity. Bases 245 to 2089 code for a protein of 614 amino acids.
CUUCUCCUCGAUGCCUUACAGUCUCAUACCGGUACACUGCUCUCCAUUCAGCCGUAUGCAGAUUUUGAGUCCCGGGAGGUGGGACGAGGGCAGGGCCGUUGGAAUGCGACGUGUCCCGCGACACUCUUAAAAACACUUCUCUUUCCGCGUCUCCACAAACCACCUUCAAGAAGUUCACCUGCGAGUUGAAUCCGCCCCGCCUCCGAGCGAAGGUCCAAACCCGAGCGCACUUCACCGGAGCGAGAUGCCUGGAAACGCAACACCAAAACCGGAUCUGCAAAAAUCCACUAAUGUGGUUUACCAGGCCCAUCAUGUCAGCCGCAGCAAGAGAGGGCAGGUCGUGGGAACCAGAGGAGGUUUCAGAGGAUGUACAGUCUGGCUCACAGGUCUGUCAGGGGCUGGUAAGACAACAGUGGGAUUCGCUUUAGAGGAGUAUCUGGUCUCUCACGCCAUUCCCGGCUACUCUUUGGAUGGUGAUAACAUCCGUCACGGCCUGAAUAAGAACCUGGGCUUUACUUCUGAGGAUCGAGAGGAGAAUAUUCGACGUAUUGCUGAAGUGGCCAAACUGUUUGCAGAUGCUGGGCUUGUUUGUAUUACAAGUUUCAUCUCGCCGUUUACCAAAGACCGUGCAGAGGCCCGGAGCAUCCAUGAGAAAGCAGGUUUGCCAUUUUUUGAGGUGUUUGUGAACGCUCCUCUAGAUGUGUGCGAGAGCAGAGACGUUAAAGGACUCUACAAAAAAGCUAGAGCUGGACAGAUUAAAGGUUUCACCGGUAUUGAUUCUGAGUAUGAGUGUCCAGAGGCUCCUGAGCUGAUUCUGAAGACCGGAGAGCUCACAGUGAACGAAUGCAUUCUGCAGCUGGUGGAACUUUUGAAGGAGCAGAGCAUUGUUCCCAGUGGAGAUUUAGAGGAGAUUAAUGAACUCUUUAUGCCUGAGGACAGACUGAAGCUGGCACAGACAGACGCCAGCACCCUGCCCUCUAUCAGCAUCACCAAGCUGGACUUACAGUGGGUGCAGGUGUUGGCUGAAGGAUGGGCUAGUCCUCUGAAGGGUUUCAUGAGGGAGAGAGAAUACCUACAAGUCAUUCACUUCAACACCCUACUUGAUGGUGGUACCAUCAACCUCUCAAUACCCAUUGUCCUUCCUGUUGCAAUGGAGGUUAAAGAACGUCUAAAAGGCAGUGUGGCUGUGGCUCUGGAGUACCAGGGAAAACGUGUCGCCAUCUUACGCAACCCAGAGUUCUAUGAGCAUCGAAAGGAAGAGCGAUGUGCACACCAAUGGGGGACAACCUGCCCCAAACACCCUUAUAUAAAGAUGGUUUUGGAAAGCGGUGAUUGGCUGGUUGGAGGUGAGCUAGAGGUAUUGGAGCGAAUCAGAUGGAACGAUGGGCUGGAUCAGUACCGUCUCACUCCACGGGAGCUAAAGGAGAGAUUUAAAGAGAUGAAAGCAGACGCUGUGUUUGCUUUUCAACUCAGGAACCCGGUGCAUAAUGGCCAUGCCCUGCUUAUGACCGACACACGUCGACGACUGGAGGAACGCGGGUAUCGAAGGCCAGUGCUGCUUUUGCAUCCUUUGGGUGGCUGGACCAAAGAUGAUGACGUGCCUCUGGACUGGAGGAUGAAACAGCAUGCGGCCGUGCUGGAGGACGGCAUUCUAGACCCACAAUCCACCAUUGUGGCCAUCUUUCCCUCCCCUAUGAUGUACGCUGGGCCUACAGAGGUCCAGUGGCACUGUCGUGCAAGGAUGGUAGCAGGUUCUAAUUUCUACAUUGUGGGUCGUGAUCCUGCUGGGAUGCCCCAUCCAGAGUCAGGACAGGACCUGUAUGAUCCAUCUCAUGGAGGUAAAGUUCUAUCCAUGGCCCCUGGACUCACCUCUGUGGAAAUUAUCCCCUUCAGAGUGGCUGCAUACAAUAAGACCAAGAAGGCUAUGGACUUCUAUGACAAAGACAGACAUGCUGAUUUUGAGUUCAUCUCCGGGACCAAGAUGCGCAAGCUGGCCCGCAGUGGAGCGAGCCCUCCUGAUGGCUUCAUGGCCCCUAAAGCCUGGAAGGUCCUCACAGAGUAUUACACUUCUCUACAGAAAGACCAGUGAUGACACAUUCAAGACGUUCCAACACAGAAAACCUCACAGCGCAUGUGGUCCACACUGAGAAUGACUCGGUACACUAAACUACUUCAAGGCAUUGAAAAAUGUAGGCGCAUACUUACAAGAUUUCCUGUGAGGAAUUAUUUUACUACAGCAUUGUUUUUAAAUUGAAUUAUAAACAUGCUUUUUCAACUGUGAAAUUUAAACUGAUGUGCCUUAAUUAACAGAUUGUCAGUCCCAAACAGAUUAUGAGAUCUUAAAUUGUAUUUAGGAAUGUGUUUUGUAUUUUAGCCGGCAUUUAAAAGAAAAAGUAUAUCAAUUGUAAUCUAAAUGAAGCAAUUACUCUACUGUUCAAAAGUUUGGGGUUGGUAAGAAUGUUUUUUAAAGUCUCUAAUGAUCAACAAACUGCAUUAAUUUGAAUUACUUUACAAUUUGAAGUAACUGUUUUAAUAUAUUUUUAAAAUGUAAUUUUUUGCUGUGAC